Messenger RNA from Zophobas morio, 2475 nucleotides. RefSeq names its product loricrin-like. NCBI's taxonomy places the organism in Eukaryota, Metazoa, Arthropoda, Insecta, Coleoptera, Tenebrionidae. The transcript is spliced from 4 exons. The record is from RefSeq and is a predicted model, not a curated record. The coding region runs from base 372 to 2414 and encodes 680 amino acids.
AAUAAAAUUUUACAGUGUACAUUCAUUGGCUAUUAUAGUCCAACCAGUUUGCAAUUACCUGAAGGUUAAAAAUGUUCUCACUUGCUCAUCUCAAUGCCGCAUCCACAACUUACAAAAAUUACGCAGUUAUGAAUCAAACAAAUGCAAAUCCUGUUGUAAUAAUCGCCAACAAGUAAUCGGCAAAUAUAGAACGUGUUUACUAAAAAUAAGCAUAAUUAGCGUCGAUUCUGGAACGGCACAUUUUGAGCACCGCUGGUGGCUCAUCUUCGCGGAGAGGGAAGAUUACGGAUUUAGCACGUAUAAAAGCACAAGAUUACGAAACUCGAAUUAUUUGUUAAUUUAUAUUUAAGUAGUUGAGACGUGAUAGUGCCAUGAGGAUCCCCGUGUCUGUGAUUGCUUUCCUCGGCGCUUUACACUGCGCUUAUAGCGAAGAAGUGCGAUUGCUCAAUCUGGACCCCCCGGAGGCGCAGCAAUACAUCGACAAACAGGACACAAGCCUGAAAUAUGCGCCGAAAAUCGAGUCCAAUGUGCCUGCGGUGAGGGUUCUGGGAAAGGAACCCCAUAACGUGCUGGAGGAUAUUUAUCUGGCGAACCAGUACCACGGGCAAGAUGGCCUCGGGGGGUACUUGUAUGGGUACUCGGUGCCCGAUAUCGCCAAGACCGAGAAGAAGAAGGCCGGCGGCGACUUGAGAGGGGCGUACAAUUACAUCGCUGGAAAUGGCCAGGAGAUUAAGGUGGAGUACUGGGACGAUGGUAGCGGCUUCCAUCAGGUGGAUAACGUCCCUAAGGUUCUGCCUCAGCAGAUCGACGAUACGCCCGAGGUGAAGGCGGCCAAGGAGGAGCACCAGAGGAUAUGGAAUGAGCAGGCGGAGAGGAACUCCAAGCCGAUAGAGAAUCCUUACGACAGUAACUUCAAUUACGCUCAAGGACCUUUAUCCCCUCAAGGCCAAGCUCAAGCUCAACAGCUAGUCAAUCAGUAUGGUCAGCAAAAAAAUCAGUUUCCCAAUCCUGGUCAAAAUGUCCAUUAUCAAAGUCAGUCGUCCCAGACUGUUAGCAAAUAUCAACCCGGUGGAGUAGGGGGUUCUCAGUUCGGAGGCGGACAAUAUGGCGGUGGCCAGUCGGGAGGUGGUGCAGGCGCCCAAUUUGGAAGCCGACCUUCGGGAAGUGGGCAAUAUGGCGGCGGAGCGUCUGGGGGUGGACAAUAUGGUGGUGGAGCGUCUGGAACUGGACAGUCUGGCGGCGGGGCAUUUGGAAGUGGACAACAUGGCGGUGGAGCGUCUGGAAGUGGACAGUAUGGUGGUGGAGCAACUGGAACUGGACAGUCUGGCGGCGGGGCAUUUGGAAGUGGACAACAUGGCGGUGGCUCUUCUGGAAGUGGCCAAUAUGGUGGUGGGGCAACUGGAACUGGACAGUCUGGUGGUGGGGCGUUUGGAAGUGGUCAGUAUGGCGGUGGGUCUUCUGGAAGUGGACAAUAUGGUGGUGGAGCAACUGGAACUGGACAGUCUGGUAGCGGGGCGUCUGCAAGUGGACAAUAUGGUGGAGGAGCAUCUGGAACUGGACAAUAUGGUGGUGGAGCGACUGGCGGUGGACAAUUCGGUGGUGGAGGCGCUCAGUUUGGAAGUAGACCCUCUGGAAGUGGACAGUUUGGUAGCGGAGCGCCUGGAGGUGGACAAUACGGGGGUGGUCAGUCUUCAGGAAGCCACUCCGGAGCUGGAAGUAGCAGUGGCCAAUACGGUGGUGGAAGCCGGCCCUCUGGGAGUGGACAAUUUGGCGGUGGACAAUACGGUGGUGGUCAGUCUUCAGGAAGCCACUCCGGAGCUGGAAGUGGGCAAUUCGGUGGCAGUCAGUCUUCGGGAUCUGGUGGACAGUAUGGAGGGUCAUCCGGUGGAGGCAGUGGAUAUGGCACGGGUCAGUUUGGUGGCAGCCGGCCAUCGGGUUCUGGGCAAUACGGCGGAAGUCAGUCUUCGGGUGGUGGACAAUAUGGAGGUGGUCAAGCUUCCGGCGGCGGCUACUAUGGUGGAGGCCAGUCUGGUGGUAGCGGCGGAUUGUACGGUGGAAGCCAGUCCUCCGGUGGUGGACAAUACGGUGGCCAAUACAGUGGCAAAUACUCAACCAGUAGCAGCCAAACUAGCAGCCAAACCAGCAGUCAUGACGCCAGCGGUCAGUACUCCGGCGACGAGUCCGAGGGCAAAUGGAACCCAGAAGAAGAAGAAAAAGGCCCUCCCAAAGGCUUCUUCUACAAUUUCGAUUACCCCGUGGGUAUCAUCGUGCAAAAAGACGGCGGUUCCAUCCAGAAGCGCGAAGGCGACUUAAAAGACAUCUACGCGACAAACAAAGCCGAAUUCGAGAAGCAGCUCCAACAAGGACAGUUCGAUAGGUCUUCCAGGAGCGCCUCAGGUUACUUAGUCGUCUAAAACCUAUCUUUUGUUAUUAAUUUAUUGAAUAAAUUUUCUACAAAAUAAAUAAUUUUUGGCA